Anopheles merus is the source of this 2818-nucleotide messenger RNA. RefSeq lists its product as uncharacterized. The record is from RefSeq and is a predicted model, not a curated record. Lineage: Eukaryota; Metazoa; Arthropoda; Insecta; Diptera; Culicidae. Bases 2126 to 2716 code for a protein of 196 amino acids. Gene Ontology annotation, molecular function: sodium channel regulator activity. Gene Ontology annotation, biological process: regulation of sodium ion transport. The transcript has 2 exons.
UCCUUUGCGGCCCACGCUGAGCUUACAGGGGUGAACAAAGGGUGAAAAGUGUACUUUCCAGCAAGUGGGCAGCAUUCAGUGCGAGUGAAAAUGGACCACCGUUGUUCAUGCUGUCCCUGUGCCGCCCACUAGUGUGUUCAAGGCAACUCCGUCCAAGGAGCUGCUGGUCCAAUAUUGGUGUGAAAGCACAUCCAAAGCGAGAGACGCACGCCUGGAUCGGAAAGACGUACGCACAAGAAAAGCAGCGUUCCAGUUUUUCUCCGUCCGAUUCGGUUUUAAAUCGAUCGCAACGAGCAACGCGAAACCCCCUUCCCCACAUCGCCCGGUUCUUCGUGUUGGUGAAGGGAGCAUGCAGCAGUGGCAGAUAAAUAAAAUUAUUUAUAAUUCAAAAUCACAGUGAACCACAUGCAAUAGUUAUGUAAAGUCGGGACAGAGGCAGUCCAGAAGGGGUGAAACAAGAAAAGGGCAUGAGCGAGCGAGAGCCCCCUUCGCCUGAGUGUGGAAAGUGCUAAGGGGGGGGAGUUUGCGAUGAGCGUGUAGCGCCGCCGCAGCGCAAAAGGAUAAUACAGUGAAGCAGUGAAGUGACCCACGGCGCUCGGGCUGGGGCGUGGUGCGGUGCGCGGUGUGUGUGUGUAACAGCGGAACCGAGGAUACGCGCGCGGUUCCAGCGGCACGGGGCCAUGCCAAGAACAAAGACACGCGCGUGCACACACACACACACGUAUACAAAUCCACUCACACAACAUCUGUGUUCCGGUGCUGGUGUGUUCGAUCGGUGUGCUAGCUCGGUGGUGUUUGAGUCCUUGCGCCGGAGUGGUCAGGGUGUAUUGUGGUGAGACGAGAAAUAAAAAAAAAGGAAGCUGAGAGGGGAAGACAAGAAGUGUGCAAAUGGCAAAGCAAUAAGCAGCCCAGCAGCCCAGCCAGAAGACUCUUGGACCCUUUUUGCACCGUUCCAUGCUGUGCGUGUCGUCCGUUAGCAAAGUGUGGCCCUGCUAGUAGUGUACACUACCGAUCCACUAACACCGAGAGCACCAGCAUACCAGCGAGAGUAUGUGCGUGCGUCAGGAUAAGAAUACAGUGUGGUAGUAGAUGGAUGUGGUGCCAACCAUCCUGGGACCGGUGGUGCUCGAGAACGUACAGCAGUGGUGGUGAGAGUGAGGGUGCAUUACUGCAACAAAAACAAAAAACAAACCCUUUCUGAAUCAACAACAGCCGAACGGACGAGUCGCCGAGGUCACACCGACAGACUACGCAACUCGGAAAACCGAAAGGAGGGUGGCCCACUGGUGGCGACAGGAAAAGUUUUUAGUUUGCACAUUUUUUCCGUUCGGUUCCGUUCUGUUCCAUUUUGGUUGCCUCUGUGUUGUGAGUGUUCCGUUUCGGUGUGGUGCGUUUCAAGUGCUUUAAAUUAGUUUUCUUCUUCUUCUUCUGUGUACGUGCGUUGUGAGUGUGAAUCCUGCUUUCCCCGUCCGCCGUACGGGCAAGGGAUAGCAACCGCACGCAACGACAAUUCUCCGUUGCGGAGCGUAACGGAACGCACAUGCCAUCGUCCGGCGCGACAUCUAGGAAUCGUAAGUCUGUCCGGUCGCGCGGGUGCAAUAAACACGGCACCGCACGAUACUUCUGAGAAAUGUUCGCGUGAGCCCGGGACAAGCGUUCGGCAAACACACGGAAAGGAAAGGGAAGCUCCGAGCGAUUUUGCCACGACAAGGUACACGGCCCGCGCGCCUUGCUGGUUCUGGGCCGACCAUGGAAGAAUAAUGGAUGCUCCGUAGGUUGCAGCUGAUGAGCCAAUAGCAAGUAGCAGUGUUGUGUUGUCGUGUUGGCGUGUCCUUGCACGGGACAGCCCCGUACAGAGAGAGAGAGAGUGAGAGAGUUUAGCAGGAGGCAGAGUCAGCACUUGCUCUCGCUUCCUUGCCGAUCGUCGAGUUCGGUUUGUUUGGCGCAUACGGCGCUGCUGGUUCGAGCGCACUAACCGGCACCUCAGCUCAUACACACACACACACACGCACAAAAAGACCUGCUUAACGGGGGCCAUUAGCGCAUUAGCUCCCCUUCGUCGCCCCUCGCCAAACCAGCCCGAAACGGCACCAAACAGUAGCAGCCGGUCCCGCAACCAGCAGCUAUGGAUGAGGAAAUCGUCCCGCGCACAUUCCGCGAAAAGGCACUGUUCUACACUACCGCCUUCUUUAUCCUGCUUGGCACGUUCAGCCUGUUCGCUUUCCUCUUCCUGGUGCCGUUCGUGAUCGAGCCCGCGUUCCAGACGAUCUUCAUGCAGUUCGACGAGUCGCCGGCCCUGUGCGUGACCGCCUACAAUGAGCAUCUGUACGGGGCGAAGAACUGCUCCUGGGCGUCGUGUCGCGAAGGCUGCACCAAGGACAUCUACGAGUGCCAGCAGAUACGCGUCAAUUACAAGACGGCCGCCCAGCUAGCGGCGGCCGCCGCCAGGGAGGCAGCCGGCGGUGACACGGCCAGCUCAACGCCGGCACCAUCGUCGGCGGCGGCGGCGGGCACGAGCGCUUCAACAAACCCCACGGGUGAUAGUAGCAUUAGUCGGGAGGAGAAUAGUAGAGAUAAUAGUAUAGCUAGUAGUUCCAAUAGCGUAGCCAAGCCGGGCGGCGGCGCAGCAGUAGCCAACCGAUCAGCACGUCCGACGGUGGUGGUGGCGCGUCCCGGGCGCUGGCCGGUAGCAAUAGCCGGUACGGCAGUGCGCUGAACCGGUUCGAGCGGGCGAUCCGAGCCGACUACGACUACGGCGACGCGCUGCUGGAGGGCGGCAACGGGCUGGGCGGCGGGUACGGCGACUCGAAGCACGGCU